GGGACACGUGCCGGGAUGCGGGCCGUGGACACCACCCGACCGCCAGGCCCCGGCUCCGGAAACGCGGCUGCCCCGGGCACCCCACGAUCAGGACGUGGGCCCUCCCCCCUCCCCUCCCCCCUUUGUCCUGGUAACGGCCGAGGACGUAACCGACUGCCGCCAGGAGGACGCCCAGGGCCUGGUUGCUCCCAGCCGGAGGGCGGAGUCGCCCAGAGCGAGCGGUCCCCCGGUCCGUGUGCCUGGUGGGCGGCCGGCGGCGUUUGCGCACAGACAGCCCUCAGCGCCUUUUUCCAGGAGACCAACAUCCCCUACAGCCACCACCACCACCAGAUGAUGUGCACUCCUGCCAAUACCCCUGCCACGCCCCCCAACUUCCCUGAUGCCCUCACCAUGUUCUCACGUCUCAAGGCCUCUGAAAGCUUCCACGGUGGCGGCAGCGGCAGUCCGAUGGCCACGACAGCCACAUCACCCCCACCGCACUUCCCCCAUGCCGCCACUGGCAGCUUCGCAACACCCAGCUGGCCAACUACAGCCUCACCCCCAGGAGGCCCACAGCACUACCAGCCGCAGCCGCCCCUGUGGACUCCGGCACCCCCUUCCCCAGCUUCAGACUGGCCUCCCCUGGCUCCCCAACAGGCCGCCUCAGAACCGAGGGCCCACCCUGCCAUGGAGGCAGAGAGAUAGGGGAGGCCCCUCCCCCCUCCCUGAGGCCAGGACCCUGUGGGGUGGGGGAGAGGAUUUCUCUAUGGGCCCCUUCACCCCUUCUCUCUCUGCACCCCUGUGCCCUGGAGCCUUGGAGGGGAGAGACUGGACUCUAGCCAGGCAGGGAUACGUCUUGUGCCAGCAUGCACAGCUGCACGCACGCAAGUUCACAGCACAGGCACUUGGCUCCCAGCUCGCAUGGAUUUGGCUCAAAGUGGCUUUGGGUGUCCAGUGGGCAGUACCUUGGAGACCAAACAGUCACCCCAUGAAGACUCACCUGCCUGGCCCUCCCACCCAGGGAAAAUCAAUUGGUGGUGGAGACUCAGCUGGCUUCUGUCUUGGAGCUCCCUGGGGCCAGUAGGCCUAAAUCCCCACCCUUGGGAAUGCAGAGCCUUCUCUGCAUGUGUGCGUGUAGCUGUGUCUAUGUAUUUAUAUGUAUGUCGCUCUUCUAAAAGCAACUUAGUUUAUGGGGCAGCUGGACUUUGCAUGUUAGAGUGAGCCCCAAACUCCUUGCCCACCACCCAGUCUUACCCAGGGCCCUGCUUCACCCCACCCCCUUGUCUGCCAGCAUUGCUUUUCCCUGAAAAGGAUUAUAGGAAACUCCAGGACUCUUCUACUCAUCCCCCAGCGCCUGCCUGCUGGGGCUGCCUGCAUGCCUCUCUCCCCCAGAGCCCAGGGGUACCUAAUCCCCAUUUCCUAUCGCCCUUUUAACAACAGAGAAGAAAGAAUUCCAAACCACCACCAGGCUCUGUGGUCUUGCCUCAUAUCCUAGGCUUUGCUGGCUGGCUCUGUGGAAGGGGGUGCUGAGCUGAGCACAAGCCAUCCCAGUUUCGCCCAGCAGAACACUGCUCCUGCCUCUUGCCACAUGCACUGGAAUCUGCCUACCAGAGGCUUGUCCUAUGAAGUUUGUUUUCUAGCCUUUGUUCCCAGAAUCCCACCUACUGUUUACCUGCUCCUUUUCCUGAUGAAAUGGACGAAUCUCAACUUUACUUUGGGUGAGCAGGGCUAAUGAAUGCCUGGGUUUCACAUGGUCCUUUCUUCUUGGACUCAUAGCCUUGCCAUUAGCGACAUGGUUGGGCAGGACUCCUGCACCAACCUGGUAUGCCUAUUUCUGGAAAAAGAGUAAGGCGGGAGGGCAAGCCAUGUCCAGCCCUUGAGUCUUCAGUCUGCAGCAUCUCCACUCAGGGAUGGAAGGAAAUUGCUAUAACCCCAUCUCCACAUGUGGUAGGAAAAGGCUUUGGAGAGAGAUGUGUUUUGGGGUCACCUGCCAUGCAGGGUGAGUCCUGGGCUUCUCUGUGGACAGAUGUUGAGGUGACUGCUAUGCAGGAGGUGACACACAUAGUCUAGCAUCAGCUUAUAAAUGCCCAGCAGACCCCUGGAUGGCCUGUGAUGGACCAUACCCUCCCUACUUUAAGUAGUGUCUCUUAUGGAAAAAUAGGCAACAGCAUUACCCAAGAACUUGUUGGACAUGCAGGACCUAAGUCCCUAGCCCAUACCCCAAGUCAAAAUCUUAACAGGAGCACUUGAUAAAAAUAGACACUGGAGUUUAAGAAGCUCCCCAGAAGGACAUCUACCAAAUUCUGGAGCUGAACCCAGCUAUUUGAGGAGGCUGCUGAGCAUUUGGCCUUGAAAUCUCAAGUGGUCACAUUGAGGCAUAAGGGACUUUCUAGCCUCAGCACUGUUAACUAACGUCUGAGUCAGAUAGUGUCCCUUCAGUAGGGGCUGACAUAUACACUGUGUUCUGGAAGCCUACCCACUACAUCAAGUAGCAAAGACCCCCUUUCCCCCUUGUGUAUCAAAAUGGUCUGCACAUACUGCCAACAUCCUCUUCUCUGGGAAUGGCUGCUGCUGGUCCUGGGGUUUACAUGCGCAGCCACCCAGCCUAAACAGCCUCCCCCCUCCCCCCGCAUCAGUGCUGGGCAAGAGCUGCAGGUAGAUAAUAGUGAUCCAUCUGCCUUCAGUAAAAGCCACUCAGUUUACAGCUUUCUGGUUGUACCAAUUAUACUUAAAAGCUGUUACUAAAAAUAAUACAGCUCCUACCAGGUGGUUCUGAUACAGCCACUGAGCACACAACCACCAGACUCCUGAUCUACAAGCUUGCAGAAGGAUGAGGGUACCUCAAAGUACUCAGCUUUGUUUUUGAGGCAGGGUCUCAUUUGGUCCAGGCUACUCUUGAACUCAUGGUAAUCCUGCCUUAACUAAGUGCUGGGGUUUAAAGGUGAGCCACUACAGCCAGCUCUGAGUACUUGUUAGACACACUGGUUCCCAGCCUGUCUUGAAGAGCUGCCCUGGAGGAGAGUCCUAGACUGAUUUUUCAGUUUGUCUAAUGCUAGAGCUCUCCUGCAGUUGGGUUUUCUGGGCAGCACAGGCUGGAGCUAGGGCCUAGAAACUCUUAUUUCCUAGCAGAUGCAGAGGCCCUGCCAGAUAUGCUUCAUGUUCUUGUCUGAGUAUCUGGAAAUGGUGAGGACUAUCUUUGGGGGUGGUAGCCAGAUGUGACCCAUGAUACCUUGUAGCUUGCACACACACAAAACCAAACUCUGGAACAUCCUAUAGCUUAACCCAAGCCUGGGCACUGAGAAAAUAAAAUGAUUCAUGUGUUCAA
Molecule: messenger RNA, 3304 nt
Organism: Nannospalax galili (Upper Galilee mountains blind mole rat)
Lineage: Eukaryota; Metazoa; Chordata; Mammalia; Rodentia; Spalacidae
Gene: Ubald1
Product: UBA like domain containing 1
Exons: 3
Coding region: 16-684 (222 amino acids)
Molecular function (GO): protein binding
Source: RefSeq, a predicted model, not a curated record